AUGGAGAGCUUCACAAUAGGCCUAGUUUCCAUGCCGUCGCCAUCCCCGCGUAAUCCUGACGGUGCCAAUGGUUGUUUGCAUGCGGGGGUGGUGUUGUGGCAUCCAUGGAUGGCUCUUUUCCAACCUUGCUCUGCACCGGAAACUUGCCAACCAAAUCGAUUUCGGGGAGAAGACCAUGACGCUAUCAACAAGAACAUGGGCAUGAAUCUGCGAGUUAGUGAGAGAUCUCUGCAGGAUGAAUGCAACUGGGGGAAUUCAUGCCGGCCGCGAUGUCGUCACUCUGCAGAGACGACUGGCGUUCAUGCCACUGGGGAGUUGGAUAUGCUGCUUGUGCAGUGCGAGGGUCUCAACUCUCAAGCGCCAUCUUUCGUGCAGUAUAUUCUCAUGGUAAAAUUAUUAUAUCGUCACAGCGAUGAAUCUGGGAGUCCACUCGACCGCCUUGUCUCUUGA
Messenger RNA from Aspergillus puulaauensis, 450 nucleotides. RefSeq lists its product as uncharacterized. NCBI's taxonomy places the organism in Eukaryota, Fungi, Ascomycota, Eurotiomycetes, Eurotiales, Aspergillaceae. The record is from RefSeq and is a predicted model, not a curated record. The transcript has a single exon. Bases 1 to 450 code for a protein of 149 amino acids.